Nerophis lumbriciformis (worm pipefish) is the source of this 591-nucleotide messenger RNA. The record is from RefSeq and is a predicted model, not a curated record. Lineage: Eukaryota; Metazoa; Chordata; Actinopteri; Syngnathiformes; Syngnathidae.
AUGGCAUUCUCCAGGCUGACCAUCCUGCUGGUCGUGCUGUCCUGCAUCGAGAGCUGUCUGGCCACCUCGUGUGUGGUUGACAGCUUUUCCGUCAAAGAGGACUUUGACCCCAAAAGAUACUCAGGGAAAUGGUACGCUCUGCAAAAGAAGGAUCCCGAGGGCUUGUUCCUGCAGGACAACAUCUCUGCGGAGUACACCAUCGAUGACGACGGCAGCAUGACGGCUUCCUCUAAAGGACGAGUCACCCUCUUCGGGUUCUGGGUGGUAUGCGCCGACAUGGCUGCCCAGUACUCUGUCCCCGACCCUACCACUCCCGGCAAGAUGUUCAUGAACUACCAGGGACUGGCCAGCUACCUGUCCAGCGGAGGCGACAACUACUGGGUGAUUGACACCGACUACGACAACUACGCCAUCACCUACGCCUGCCGCACCCUCAAGGAUGAUGGCAGCUGCGAGGACGGCUAUGCCAUCGUCUUCUCUAGGAACCCCCGCGGCCUUCCCCCCGCCAUCCAGCGCAUCGUGCGCCAGAAGCAGGAGGACAUCUGCAUGGUUGGACAGUUCCAGCCCGUGCUGCAGUCCGGUGCUUGCUAA